AUGACUUUUCAAGCCGUCUCGGCUCAACCGGGAACAGGUCCCCUUGGCCGGUCGGCUCUUGUGCGUCAAGCAACCCACGACCAGGUUCUAACUAACCAUGUGAUCAAGAAUAACACCCAGAGAUCCUGGACAAGGUGUUUGGCUGCUUGCCUAAAUGAGGACAGGUGUGUCUCCAUUAAUUACGGGGAUACCGGAGGCAUCUGUGAACUGAAUGCCAGCCACAGAGAGGCCCAUCCUGGUGACGUAGUGGAUAAAGAGGGGUGGAGGUACGGAACGCAGGAGAGGUCACCAGUGGUUGAACUACAUAAAAACAAGUUUCAACCAAUCGACUGCUGGGACAUUCAAACUAAUUCACCCUUUAGCAUCAGCGGUGAGCACACUGUGUACCCAGCGAGGCGGACUGGAUCUUUGCAAGUCUACUGUGAUAUGGAUUCAGAUGAGGGGGGUUGGACGGUCUUUCAGAGGCGUGUGGACAAUUCGCAAGACUUCGACUUGAUCUGGGCGGAAUACAAAGCAGGGUUCGGUGACCUCACAAGAAACUUCUGGUUGGGCAACGACGCCCUCAACGAGCUAACAUCAGACCGGGUUUAUCAGUUACGGAUUGAGAUGCAAUCGUUUUCACUGGUCAGCAUGGCCGUCAAAUAUGGACACUUCAGAGUGGCCACAGAGAGUAACCUGUAUAGGUUGGACAUCGGUACAUUCUAUGGAUCAUAUGAUGCAGGUGACUCCUUGGGCCCAACCAAUAGUCAACCUUUCUCCACGAAGGAUCGGGACAAUGACGAUGACUUCAGACACUGUGCCCAGAACUACUUAGGCCCCUGGUGGUACAAAGCAUGUAUAUAUGCCUGCUUGAACUGCCCAUACAUCAACACAGAUUAUGUACCUAAUGUGGGGCAGGGUGUGGUCUGGGGCACGUGGCUAAAUCUUUACCAUUCAAUGAAGUUCGCAGAGAUGAAAAUCAGACCCGUGGAAGCUAUGAAAGGGAAAGACUGCUACGAUUUAUUAAUGAUGGGUGAGACAAUCAGUGGGGUGUAUAACAUCAAUGUUGAAGGUCGAGAUCAACCACUCUCAGUGUACUGUGAAAUGGUAAAUGCUGGUGGCGGUUGGACGGUAGUGACGCAAGUUCCAGUCGUGUACAGCAGUGAUCGAUAUUGGAUAAUGUACCGCAGUAGGUUGUAA
Asterias rubens (European starfish) is the source of this 1179-nucleotide messenger RNA. Its product is annotated as techylectin-5A-like. The transcript is spliced from 5 exons. Bases 1 to 1179 code for a protein of 392 amino acids. NCBI's taxonomy places the organism in Eukaryota, Metazoa, Echinodermata, Asteroidea, Forcipulatida, Asteriidae. The record is from RefSeq and is a predicted model, not a curated record.